Apis mellifera (honey bee) is the source of this 1952-nucleotide messenger RNA. RefSeq names its product multiple inositol polyphosphate phosphatase 1. Gene Ontology annotation, molecular function: acid phosphatase activity; inositol phosphate phosphatase activity. The transcript has 10 exons. The record is from RefSeq and is a predicted model, not a curated record. NCBI's taxonomy places the organism in Eukaryota, Metazoa, Arthropoda, Insecta, Hymenoptera, Apidae. The coding region runs from base 457 to 1776 and encodes 439 amino acids.
GGAUCAGGCAAGAGCGAAGCAACGUGUUUCGUCAUCGACGGUCUGGUUGAAUCGUACACAGUUGGAGGCCGAUCGAGUCAAGUCGAAUACGAGUGGAACGCCACGGAAAUAGUACACAGACUGCGUCGAUGAUCGUUUGUCGUGCUAUUACGCAAGCGGUCGUUCUCGGUCUGGGCUUGGUUCAGGUGUAUGCGGGGAUUCCUCGUGGCGCCGUUCGUCUGGCACACUAUUCGUCCCUCACACGCGCCAGUCGGCCAUGUUCGUGAACUAGCCGAUGACAGACACGAGAUCUGGCAUACUCGAGAAACCUCCUAUGGCAUCCGGGGAAUUCGUCGAGCAUGCAAGAGCAUUGAGACCUGAAGGUAUUGAUAGGCUCCUUCCUAUAAAAGAGGAGAACGCGCGCUUAAGUCGUUCAAUCGUAGAAGAUACAAUAUAGGUUCCUUCAAGAAAAUAAAUAUGUCGAAUAUAAAAAUCAUUGCGAUAUUAAUCGCAAUUUUUUGUUUGACAAAUCAUUUAGUUUUAAGCGAUUAUUGUUACACUGAUGAUACAGAUCCCUUUAUGCAUUUCGGUCCAUACACACGUAAUCAUAUUGUUCGUGGUGCAAUAACUAAUCCUCAUUUGCCAAAUUGUAAACUUCGCCAGAUUUGGAUGUUAGCUAGACAUUCAAUUAGUAGUGAUAACAAUUAUUGGUCGCCUCACGUACAUGAACUCUUGCAAAAAUAUCAUAAUAAUAUCUCUGAGAGCUAUGACCUAGGCGGAGUUCAUUUAUGUCCAAAGGACAUUGAAAAGCUGAGAGAGUGGAAAAAAUAUGAAUUUCUAGAUGAUGAUAAUCUUAAACUAUUGAUAAAACAAGAUAAACAAGAUAUGUUUUCUCUUGGUAUACGAUUUAAAAAUUAUUUCCCGAAUUUUUUUGAAUAUGACUCAGUUAAUUCUUUAAAACAUGAAUAUCUUUUUAGAGGAAUCGAACAAUUGGGAACAAAAGAUAGUAUAAAUAGCUUCAUAAAUGGUUUAUUUGGUAAUGUAACUUUUGAUAUAAAAAUAAAGAAGAAAGAUAAUUUAUUGCAAUUUCAUAAUAUUUAUCAACCAUUUUUGAAACAUAAGAGUGCAUCACAAAUGAAAGAAUUUCAUAAAUAUAUACAAUCUGCAGAAUGGGAUGAAAUGCUUCGUAGUAUUAGUGAUCGACUCGGUUAUUCGUCACCACUUCCUUUUACUACUAUCAAAUCUUUUUAUCGUACUUGCACCUUUGAGACUAUUUAUUACGGGUCAUCUCCCUGGUGCGCCAUUUUUAGAAAGGAGGAUCUGGAAAAGAUUCAAUUCAGUGAAGAUUUGAUGUCUUAUUAUAAUUCAGGUUAUGGUCAAAACAUGAGACAAAUUGUUGGAUGUCCAAUGAUAAAGGACGUGUACAAUCAUUUUCGAAAUUUUGAGGAUGGAUACGGUGUAGACGAACCGAAAGGUAUUUUUUAUUUUGCUGAUAUUACCGCAAUUCAACUUUUGUUAUCCACAAUUGGAGCUGCAAAAGAUCCAGAACCUUUGUUAGCUAAAAAUUUUAUCCAAGCAAGAAACAGAAAAUGGUAUCAGGCUCACUUAACGCCGCUCUCUGCGAAUUUAGUGAUUAUGUUGUUUAAAUGUAGUAAAGAUUACAAGGUGAACUUAUACUUAAAUGAAAAACCGUUAGAUAUCGAUUGUUGCGAACACGGCAUAUGCGAUUGGAAUUUUCUGAGGAACAAACUAGAAGAAACUGUGUUCAACUGUAAAGCGGACAUAUGUCAUGAUUAAUGUACAUGUUAAAUCCUGUUUUAAAGAUAUAGUAUUUAAUAAUCUAGUAAAAGAUAAGAAUAAAGAUAAGAUCAUAGUGAGGAUGAUAGUAUAUUUUUGUUAAAAAUUGCGUAGAAGAAAUGACAAUAUGACAACUUGAACGUGUAUGUUGAAAUCAAUAAAGCUGAUAUGAUGAA